AUGAUGUCAUUCUUCCCUGUAAAGGUUCGGUCGGCCUGGACCCGUCGACCAAAGAUGAAGACUCAACAGGUACUCCGCUUUAGAUCGACGCUAACAUCAAGGAAUAUCACGAGCGAAUAUCACUACUACUACUACUACUACUACUACUACUACUACUACUACUACUACUACUACUACUACUAUCACUACUACUACUACUACUACUACUACUACUACUACUACUACUACUACUACUACUACUACUACUACUACUACUACUACUACUACUACUACUAUCACUACUACUACUACUACUACUACUACUACUACUACUACUACUACUACUACUACUACUACUACUACUACUACUACUACUACUACUACUACUACUACUACUACUACUACUACUACUACUACUCUAAUUUUUCGAUAUAA
Penicillium diatomitis is the source of this 414-nucleotide messenger RNA. RefSeq lists its product as uncharacterized. Lineage: Eukaryota; Fungi; Ascomycota; Eurotiomycetes; Eurotiales; Aspergillaceae. Bases 1 to 414 code for a protein of 137 amino acids. The transcript has a single exon. The record is from RefSeq and is a predicted model, not a curated record.